AUGAAUUUAGCUCAUUAUCCUCAACAAAAUAUCUCAACAAAUACUCGAACAACUGCAUUUGCUAUUCAAGAACUUCUUGGUCUUACAUCACCUGAUCUUGCUGCUGCUCGUGCUUAUGCUGAUCAUCAAGCAUAUCGAGCUUAUUUAUCAAGAUCAAGUUUAUUUCCUUCAUAUCAACAUUCACCAGGAAUAUUUGUCAAUAGAGAUAUACCAACACCUUCAACACAUCCUUCACAUUCAAAUUUUUUCCCACAAUUUUCACCAACAAAUACAAAUAAUACAUUAGAUUCUUUACAAGAUAAUUUAGAUCGAGAUAUUCAUACACUUAAUAAUGGCAAUGGUAGUGAUGGUAAUAGUGACAAAUUAAAUACAAAUGAAAUCAAUAGUAAUAAUGGUGGCAAUAAUAAGAAGAAAAAAUGUAAACGUAGACAUCGAACUAUAUUUACAAGUCAUCAAGUUGAUGAAUUAGAAAAAGCAUUUAAAGAUGCUCAUUAUCCCGAUGUAUUUGCAAGAGAAUUACUUUCUGCUAAAACUGAUCUUCCUGAAGAUCGAAUACAGGUCUGGUUUCAAAAUCGUCGAGCCAAAUGGCGUAAAACAGAAAAAACAUGGGGAAAAGCAACAGUUAUGGCUGAAUAUGGACUUUAUGGAGCUAUGGUUCGUCACUCAUUACCAUUACCAGAUACAAUUGUUAAAUCAGCUAAAAAUGGUGUUGAUACAUCAUGUGCACCAUGGCUUCUUGGUAUGCAUAGAAAAUCUUUGGAAGCAGCUGAACAAUUAAAAAAUAUGGUUAAAGAUAAUGAUGAUGAAAAUGAUGAUGACGAUGAUGAUGAUGAUUGUAGUAGUACACAUUCAAGAAAAUCACCUGAACAUGUAACAGAAACAAUGCGAAGUCAAAGUAUUGCAGCACUUCGUGCAAAAGCACAAGAACAUCAUGCAAAAACAACAAUAAUAAAUGAAUAUUAA
This is a messenger RNA of Adineta steineri, 963 nucleotides long. NCBI's taxonomy places the organism in Eukaryota, Metazoa, Rotifera, Eurotatoria, Adinetida, Adinetidae. The record is from the annotation of a GenBank genome assembly.